Messenger RNA from Pseudoliparis swirei, 1037 nucleotides. RefSeq names its product acyl-coenzyme A diphosphatase NUDT19-like. Gene Ontology annotation, molecular function: hydrolase activity, acting on acid anhydrides, in phosphorus-containing anhydrides. NCBI's taxonomy places the organism in Eukaryota, Metazoa, Chordata, Actinopteri, Perciformes, Liparidae. Gene Ontology annotation, cellular component: mitochondrion. Bases 240 to 1037 code for a protein of 265 amino acids. The transcript has a single exon. The record is from RefSeq and is a predicted model, not a curated record.
CAGGUCGACCUGAACAACGCCUGACCAAUCCUAGCGCUUGAAUCCUCCACUGGGCGGGUCUAGUCAAGAAAUGCAGCGGGACCUCCUUCAAGCGCAUGCGCAGCCGUCGAGGCUUCCGUAACACGGAAGUAACCGUGCUUUAAAGUAAAGUGGCUGCGUUUGACAGCGUGCUGAGUAACCGGAAGCAACUUUCAAAAGCAUUUAGUGUGAAAACUAACAAAGCGCUCGUUAGUUUUAGGAUGAACACCACGUUAAAGCACUGGAAGGAGGCGGCGACUCUUAUUUUAGCCGCAGGUCACAAGCUCGGUGCGGACCGUUUGUCGUCAAGGACUCCGCUGACAGCCGCUCCAGGUGCGCUGCUGGACAGCGUCAACGGACGCGUCGACUACAACGUGUUAAUGCUGAAGCGAAGCAGCGCGAGUACGUUCAUGCCCAAUGCGUACGUGUUUCCCGGCGGCACGGUGCACUCUUCGGACUUCUCGAGCGAAUGGUUGGACAUUUUCAAAUCGUUCAGCAGUUCCCCGAAUUUCGGUCUGAGAGGUGUCACCCAGGCGGCGGAGACCAGACCUCCCAUGUUCGCCACCGACCGGCGGGCACUGGGCUCCCCGGUCCCGGGAGAGGUCGCCUUCCGCAUCUGCGCACUGAGGGAGACGUUCGAGGAGUCCGGCGUGCUCCUGUGUGUAUCCAAGCGGGAGGAGGAGAGCUUGUUGCGAAGCUUAGGUGACCGAGGAGGCCCGCUGCACUCCAGAGCAAACGACCUGUGCGCUCGAGAAGUCGACAGGUGGAGGGACCUGGUGAACCGGAACCCGUCGAACUUCAUCCAGAUGUGCAGGGAGUUGGAGGUGUGGCCUAACAUCUGGGCUUUGCACGAGUGGAGCAACUGGCUGACUCCCGCAGGCCCACACGGUGUGAAACGGUUCGACACCGCUUUCUUCAUCUGCUGCCUGCAGGAGAUCCCACACGCACUUCAAGACGAGAAGGAAAUCGUGUCCCUGGAGGUGAUUCAUAAAUGUAUCACACAACACAUUUAUAACUAG